Strigops habroptila (Kakapo) is the source of this 2211-nucleotide messenger RNA. RefSeq names its product RecQ mediated genome instability 2 (gene RMI2). The record is from RefSeq and is a predicted model, not a curated record. Gene Ontology annotation, biological process: regulation of sister chromatid segregation; maintenance of rDNA; negative regulation of double-strand break repair via homologous recombination. Gene Ontology annotation, cellular component: cytosol; nuclear speck. The transcript has 2 exons. The coding region runs from base 190 to 609 and encodes 139 amino acids. Lineage: Eukaryota; Metazoa; Chordata; Aves; Psittaciformes; Psittacidae.
GGCGGCCAGGCGCCGCUAUGGCUCCCCUCAGGUGCCGGCGCAGGGCCCGCCAAGCCCGCGUCCGCUGUUACGGCGCCGACGCCAUCUGCCGCUGGGGCGGGGCGUGCACCGCUUCCCGCCUUUCCCGUCUCCUCCGUUAGCGGCUGCGGGCACGGCGUCCCCUGGGCAGCGGCUUCCCGGCGGCACAGCAUGGCCGGGGGCGCUCCGGGGCCGCCGGUGAAGGUGCUGGCCGCCCAGCUGCGGGGCGCGGUGCGGGGCGCCGGUGGGACGUGGCAGUUGGUCCGGGCGGAGGCGGGCCGGGCCCCGCUGUGCCUGCGGGCCGUGUGGAUGCAGGGCACCGUGCUGGAGGUGGAGCGCGGCGGCCCCCGCGGCGGCUCGGCCCGGCUGCAGGAUGGCAGCGGCCCCUUCACCGUGCUGGGGGUGGAGGAGGUGCCCAAGGGGCGGCCCUGCCUCAGCCCAGGGAAGUAUGUAAUGGUGAUGGGUAUAGUGCGGUCCUGCAGUCCUGAGCCUGUUCUUCGAGCAAUAAAGAUGACAGAUCUUUCUGAAAACCCCGUGCACAAGGAUAUGUGGAGCCUUGAAGUGGAGGAUUUGCACAGAGUCAUCCCCUAGAUAUUUUUCUUCUGCCUAAAAUAACUGGAAAUGUAUUUUUUUUGUUCUCUUUUUCCUCUCUGCUGGAGAACAUUGAGACAUUCUGUGUAUUUGCAGUUUCAGAUAAAGACCAGUUACUCUCUUGGAGUAAACCGAGGUGAGAAGUCAAGCUCAGAAUUAAGUGGAGGAAUCAGUGAAUAUCUGAUAAUAAUCACAGUGUACAUCUCUUUCACAGUCUCUUUUUAUACCAGCAGUUUUGAGAAACACUUGAUGUACUGAGUAACAUGUCUGUGCUAUUAAAAUUACUGCAUUUCUACAUAUAUUAGUUGCUGUUUCUAGGCCCAUGUCUAGAUAGUCGUUCCUGUAGCGGUGUAUUCUUGGCAGCAAGGGCUGAACAAAGCUCAUGUUACCAGGUGAAUUCAAUACAUGGAAUGAAGGUAAAAUGCCUUUCAGUCCAUCUAGGUUGGGUUUGGAAAGAACAUCUUCACCUGUGUUUUCUCUUUCAGUAAUAACCAUGUCAGCAAAUUCUACUUGUAAGACAGAUGUCUCUUUCUAACUGUAAAAGCAGAGUCUUGUACUUAAAUGCCUUUCUGGUUUCUGUGUUUCUGAAAGUGGUACAGUGAUAUCCCUGUGUUCCAGGAAAGUGAGAUUAGCUGAAAAGGUGUGAUGCAGGAUUCCUUGGAGUAGGUUCUCUGGCUUCAAGAUGCAAAUACUCUUACUACCUCAUGAAACAAGCUUGCUGAGCCUAAGUGUAUUUUUCUCUUUACACGUUUCCUUUUUUGUUCCAAGCUAUGCUAUUUUUAGUUGUUUACAUCAUUCUUAAAUAUACUUUAAUCUUUUUUUCCUCCUCCUGUGGAAAAAAAAAAACCCACCACCAAGCAAACCCCAUAGAAACGAUGAAAUUGGAUAAAGAAAAACCUUUAAAAAUCAGAGCUAUUGCUACUCUUUAUUUUCCCUCUUGUCUGAAGACAAUUUGAGUCCUAAAGAAAGCAUUGCAUUAUCUAUCUGGUAUGGCUUCGUAGUUUGGGACUGUAUUGUCCAGCAGUAGUUACGUUACUCAGGAACGCGUAUAGGAAAGGAAGAUGUGCUCUGAUUGUACUCUGAACAAUUGAAGAUGAGAAUCCAAUGGUGGUAACUAAAUUUUAAAAUUGGGGGAUUAUGUUUUCAAAGUGCAUGGAAAUGAAAUACUGUGUUCUCAGUAGAUCUUUAAAUGAGACCUUUACAGAUGAAGGACUGGCUUUCAGAGUGCAAUUCCAGCCUCAAGUUCAGUAUUUCAAACCAGGCCACAUCACAAGCACUUGCAUAAUGGACAUCCUGUGCUCUGAGACCCUGCUGACAAAAUGCCAAAACAUACAAACAUACAGAAUUUUGGCAGUCUGGGUUUAUUUAUUGUUUUUAAUGCUGGGGAAAAAAACCCCAAACAAACCACUUGUGGAAUGCUGUAUCCUUUCAGGAAUGAUCCAUGUGGUCAGCAUAUUGGCUGGCAACUUUUUACCUAGCAAUAGAUACUUUUCCGUCUGAAUGCUGCUUUUGUCAGGAACCUGAAGCACAUUCCAUGUAAAUUCACCUUGCCAUGCUUUCUAACUAGGCAGUGAAACCAUGAAAAUAAAGAGCUAAAAGGUC